Echinococcus granulosus is the source of this 240-nucleotide messenger RNA. Its product is annotated as Venom basic protease inhibitor 2. The transcript is spliced from 2 exons. The record is from RefSeq and is a predicted model, not a curated record. Gene Ontology annotation, molecular function: serine-type endopeptidase inhibitor activity. Bases 1 to 240 code for a protein of 79 amino acids. NCBI's taxonomy places the organism in Eukaryota, Metazoa, Platyhelminthes, Cestoda, Cyclophyllidea, Taeniidae.
AUGAUCGCCCUUUUGCCUCUCCUGCUACUUUGUGUUGCCAACCUCAGCCAAGGCGAAGAGGAUGUCUGCAACCUACCAAUGAGAACUGGACCCUGCCUAGCCUACUUCAGAGUGUGGGGCUAUAAUCGCGCAUUGGAUCGAUGUGAGAGCUUCAUCUACGGUGGUUGUGGAGGCAACGCUAACCGUUUCAAAGAAAAGAAGGAAUGCGAGCGUGCUUGUGUUAAAAAUUUGCACUUAUAG